Mandrillus leucophaeus (drill) is the source of this 1421-nucleotide messenger RNA. It is a transcript of the gene TMEM38A, whose product is annotated as transmembrane protein 38A. Gene Ontology annotation, biological process: potassium ion transmembrane transport. Gene Ontology annotation, cellular component: membrane. The transcript is spliced from 5 exons. Gene Ontology annotation, molecular function: identical protein binding; potassium channel activity. Lineage: Eukaryota; Metazoa; Chordata; Mammalia; Primates; Cercopithecidae. The coding region runs from base 55 to 780 and encodes 241 amino acids. The record is from RefSeq and is a predicted model, not a curated record.
CCAGGAGCGGUCGAGCUGUCGCGGCGCCACCCCGUCGCAUCCUGGCUGUGUGCCAUGCUGCAUUGCUUCGGAAGCUACAUCCUGGCUGACCUGCUCCUUGGGGAGCCACUGAUCGAUUACUUCAGCAACAACUCCAGCAUCCUGCUGGCCUCAGCUGUCUGGUACUUGAUUUUCUUCUGCCCCCUGGACCUCUUCUACAAGUGUGUCUGCUUCCUGCCUGUGAAACUCAUCUUCGUGGCCAUGAAGGAGGUGGUGCGAGUCCGCAAGAUCGCGGUGGGCAUCCAUCAUGCCCAUCACCACUACCACCACGGGUGGUUCGUCAUGAUUGCAACUGGGUGGGUCAAAGGUUCUGGUGUCGCCCUCAUGUCCAACUUUGAACAGCUGCUCCGAGGGGUCUGGAAGCCAGAGACCAACGAGAUCCUGCACAUGUCUUUCCCUACCAAGGCCAGCCUGUAUGGAGCCAUCCUCUUCACCCUCCAGCAGACCCGCUGGCUCCCAGUGUCCAAAGCCAGUCUCAUCUUCAUCUUCACCAUGUUCAUGGUGUCCUGUAAGGUGUUUCUGACAGCCACCCACUCACACACCUCCCCCUUUGAUGCCCUGGAGGGCUACAUCUGCCCCGUGCUGUUUGGUUCGGCCUGCGGGGGUGACCAUCACCAUGACAACCACGGUGGAUCCCACGGCGGUGGUGGGCCAGGAGCUCAGCAUUCGGCCAUGCCUGCCAAGUCCAAGGAGGAGUUGAGCGAGGGCUCCAGGAAGAAGAAGACCAAGAAGGCGGAUUAGGGGGUGGCCCAAGGGGCACUGGAGAGAGGACCUGGACCCAGGACCCUCUGAGCUGGGAGGCUUCCUGCACUCAGAUCUAUCCUUCCCUGGCCUUGACUUCCCCAUCUGCACAUCAGGGUCAUUGGCUCACCCUCCAGGGCUGAUGUGAGGGUUGAGAUCUGGGGAUGAGGAUGAAGAACUUUUGUAGAAAUUGGGGUUCCCUCUUUCUUUCUGCCAGGACCCCAUAGAGUCACAGGUUUUGGAGGGGUUCACGGAAUCCUGGCAGCAGCUCCAGCCAAGAAUAUCACUGGUUGGCACUUAUAUUCUUAGUUCUAUUUUUCCUUCUUUAAAAUUGCAUCUUGACUGGGCGCAGUGGCUCAUGCCUAUAAUACUAGCGCUUUGGGAGGCCGAGGUGGGCGGGUCACCUGAGGUCAGAAGUUCAAGACCUGCCUGGCCAACAUGGUGAAACCCCGUCUCUACUAAAAAUACAAAAAUUAGCCAGGCGCGAUGGUGCACGCCUGUAAUCCCAGCUACUCGGGAGGCUGAGGCAGGAAAAUCACGUGAAUCCGGGAGGUGGAGGUUGCAGUGAGCCAAGAUCAUCUCACUGCACUCCAGCCUGGGCAAUAGAGCAAGACCCUGUCUCAAAAAAAAAAAAAAAAAAA